AUGGCAGAGUUUACAGUGAACUUUGCUAUAGAAACCUUGGGUUCAUUGCUUGUCCAAGAAACCAAGUUGUUGAGAAGUGUAAAGAAAGAAGUUGAAAGCAUCAAAAGAGAAUUAGAGAUCAUCAGAUCUUUUCUCAGGGAUGCAGAUACAAGGGCAAUAGCUGAAGAAGAAGGAGAAAGCAAUGGAGGUGUCGUAAGUACUUGGGCAAAACAAGUAAGGGAAGAAGCUUAUCACAUUGAAGACGUCAUAGAUGAGUACAUAUUUAAUGAAGCGAAGCACCAUGAACAUGAUGGCAAAGGUCUCACUGUUUUUCUUCAUAAAAUGUGUUGCUUCAUGAAUGAAAUUAAGGUGCGUCAUGGAAUUUCAUCUGAGAUUAAAGAUAUCAAAUCAUCACUUGUUGAUAUACAGAGAAGAGCAGAACACUAUAACUUGAGGCACAUAGAUCAAGGAGAUGUUGUUCCACACGACUCUCAAGUUGGUUCCUUUUUCAUCCAAGACGCUGAAGUUGUGGGCAUUGAAUCUACUAUAGACCAAUUGAUUGGUUUGGCGGUAAGUGGAACAUCCAACCGUUCAGUGGUUGGACUUGUGGGCAAAGGAGGUCUUGGUAAGACAACUCUUGCCGGGAAAAUUUAUAAGAAUGAUACAGUGAAGAAGCAUUUCGAUUGCCAAGCUUGGAUCACGGUUGGAAAAGAAUGCACCAAAAUGGAUAUACUAAGGAAAACUAUACAAGAAUUUGAUCGUGUGACAGGGUUUACUCAUGGAGAGAUGGAUAAAAUGGAAGAGAAUGAUAUGCUCACCGCACUGGAUAGACAAUUAAAGGACAAGUGUUACAUAGUUGUGUUCGAUGACGUGUGGAAAACUGAUUUUUGGGGAUAUAUAGAGUAUGCUUUAAUUGAGAACAACAAAGGCAGUAGGAUUAUUCUCACAACCAGAAACAGGGGCAUUGUUGAUUUGAUUCCUUUUGUUAAUGUCCAUAGGCUACAACCCUUGCCUUCAGAUAAGGCAUUUGAACUUUUUUGUAGAAAGGCUUUUGGUCCUCAGGGGUGUUGUUCCCCCAAUUUGGAGAAAAUAUCUCAUGACAUCCUUAAAAAAUGUGGAGGUUUACCACUAGCAAUUGUUGCAGUAGGUGGUCUUCUCUCAAACAAGAACAAGGUUGCUUUUGAAUGGAAAAAGUUACUUGAUAACUUGGGGUCACAGUUGGGAAGCAAUUCCCAUCUAAAAGAUUGCAACAAAGUUUUAUUAGAAGGUUAUUAUGGUCUACCUCACCAUCUAAAAUCUUGUUUGUUGUAUUUUGGUUUCUUUCCAGAAAGCUACUCAAUCAAUUGUGCAAGACUGAUCCGUCUAUGGAUUGCUGAAGGCUUUGUCCCAUACUCCAAACGCCGCACAUCUGAACAGUUGCUCAAGAAUUCUUGAUUGAUCUCAUUAACAGAAGCUUGGUACAAGUAGUAAAGACGAAUUUCAUUGGAAGACCUAGAUAUUGUCGAGUCCAUGAUCUAAUGCAUGAGAUUAUCCUUAGAAAGACCGAAUAUUUGGGCUUCUCUCAUAUUGUGAACAAAGAACACUCAAAUCUCUUUGGCAAAAUUCGACGUAUUUCAAUACAAGGAAGUGUUGAUAAUGUUCUCGAGAGCAUCAACAACUCAAAGAUACGUUCUGUUUCCGUUUUCAAUGUUGAUAGGAUGCGUAACUCUUUCAUGACAAGACUUGUUUUGGAUUUUAAGCUGAUAAAAGUGCUAGAUUUUGAAAAUGGCCCUAUAGAGUAUCUUCCUGAAGGAGUGGGAAACCUGUUCCAUUUGCACUACUUAAGUGUGAAAAAUACAAAAGUAAAAGUACUUCCCAAGUCCAUCGGUAAGCUUCUCAACCUAAAGACCUUGAAUUUAAAACAUUCUCUUGUCACUGAGCUUCCAAGUGAGAUCAAUAAUCUAAAAAAAUUGCGUUAUCUACUAGUGUACCGUUUCGACAGAAGUGGUAAUUAUGAAUAUGUAAAAAUACCAAAGGGGUUUGGCCUUUUAUUGGAUUUGCAGAAGCUAGGUUUUGUGGAAGCUAACUUUGAAGUACUCAGAGAGCUUAGGAAGCUAAGGCAUAUGAGAAAGCUUGGAGUUAGGCUGAAAACUGGAAAUGGAAAGGAUCUUUGUGCUUGCAUUGCAAAUAUGGAAAAACUUGAAUCUCUGAUUGUACAGUCGACAAGUAGAGACGGAGUUCUUGAUAUAGAAUCUAUGGCUUCUCCACCUCAUUGUCUUCAACGCCUCUAUUUAACAGGAAAUAUGAAGAAGCUGCCAGACUGGAUAUUUAAACUUAAAUGUAUAAUCAGAAUUAGUUUGAACUUGUCAGGGUUAACUGAUGAUCCCAUAAGAGUCCUUCAAACCCUGCCUAAUUUAUUGGACCUUAGGCUAUGGGACACAUGCCAUGAUAACAAUUUCAUUUCAAAGAAGAUUGGUUUCCACAACUGAAAAUUUUGUUCCUCUUUGACUUUAAAGAAGUGGAAUCCAUGAUUAUAGACAAAGGUGCAAUGCCUAACCUUGAAGAUCUGCGUAUAGGACCAUGCCCUCGAUUGAAAGAGAUUCCACAUGGAAUUGAACAUCUAAGAAACCUAAGGAUUCUUGUGUUUCAUCUUAUGUUGAAAGAAAUUUGUUAUAUGAUAAAAGAUGUGAAGUGGAAGAAAGUUACCCAACAGAUACCGGAAGUCCGUAUCAAUUUCAAAAUGGAAGGAAAACUAUUUUAUUACACUACUAAGUAUCUCUCAUCUGUCUUGCCUAUGGAUUUUGAGCGAUUUAUUGAAGAACUGGAGCGAAAUAACGAGUCCUCUCAUAUGUGAACAACAGGAGAUGUAUCUUGGAUUGUGAGAAGAUAAUGAUUAAAUUGUCCU
Messenger RNA from Pistacia vera, 2863 nucleotides. Its product is annotated as disease resistance protein RPM1-like. Lineage: Eukaryota; Viridiplantae; Streptophyta; Magnoliopsida; Sapindales; Anacardiaceae. Gene Ontology annotation, molecular function: ADP binding. The transcript is spliced from 2 exons. Bases 1 to 1413 code for a protein of 470 amino acids. The record is from RefSeq and is a predicted model, not a curated record. Gene Ontology annotation, biological process: defense response to other organism.